Molecule: messenger RNA, 1978 nt
Organism: Oncorhynchus mykiss (rainbow trout)
Lineage: Eukaryota; Metazoa; Chordata; Actinopteri; Salmoniformes; Salmonidae
Product: dihydrolipoyllysine-residue succinyltransferase component of 2-oxoglutarate dehydrogenase complex, mitochondrial
Biological process (GO): tricarboxylic acid cycle
Cellular component (GO): mitochondrion; oxoglutarate dehydrogenase complex
Molecular function (GO): dihydrolipoyllysine-residue succinyltransferase activity
Source: RefSeq, a predicted model, not a curated record
CUCCCACACUGCUUCCGCCUUUAGCAGGUUUUGGCGUACUACAGGGGAGGAGAUUCCCUCCCGCCGACAGGUUGCUGUCAUUACAGACACCAUGUUAUCCUACUCCCGGUGUCUCACCCGGAACUUCGGUCGUUCUCUCUCGGUCUUUCGUCAGGGAAUCAAUGUGUCUGCACGGCGGGCUGUGCCAGGAUUGUCAGCUAGCUGUAGUGUCACUGUCAAUAACCCUACGAAAUGUGAGGCCAGGUCCAGCAUCUUCCAAAUCAGAUACUUCAAGACAUCUGUAGCUUGCAGGAAUGAAGUCAUCACAGUAAAGACACCUGCAUUUGCAGAGUCUGUCACGGAGGGGGAUGUGAGGUGGGAGAAAGCGGUUGGUGAUUCUGUCAAAGAGGAUGAGGUGGUUUGUGAAAUUGAGACGGACAAGACAUCCGUGCAGGUGCCGUCUCCUGCUGCUGGGGUGAUUGAGGAGCUGCUGGUCCCUGAUGGGGAGAAGGUCGAGGGAGGACAGGCUCUCUUCAAACUCCGGAAAGGAGCUGUUGCUGCCCAAGCUGCAGAGGCCCCAGCAGCAGUAGUAGCCACUCCUCCACCCCCCCAUGAUGCAGCCACAACGCCCUCUCCUUCUCCCUCUGCAGUGGGCCCCAUCCCUACCACUAUGCCCCCAGUGCCACCCGUCCCACGAGCUGCCAUCUUUGCCACACCAGUUUCAGCCAUCAAACCCACUGCUGCUCCUGCUGCCCCAGCCGCUGUCACAGAUGGAGGGGGUAAACCAGUCAGGACAGAGCACAGGGUGAAGAUGAACCGUAUGCGUCUGAGAAUCGCCCAGAGACUGAAGGAAGCCCAGAACACCUGCGCUAUGUUGACAACAUUUAAUGAGGUCGACAUGAGCAACAUCAGUGAGAUGAGGAAGGCCUACAAAGACGCUUUCCUGAAGAAACACAACAUCAAGCUGGGCUUCAUGUCUGCAUUUGUCAAGGCUUCAGCAUAUGCUCUGAUGGAACAGCCUGCCGUCAACGGAGUCAUUGACGACACCACCAAAGAGAUUGUGUACAGGGACUACGUGGACAUCAGUGUGGCUGUAGCAACACCAAAGGGCUUGGUGGUGCCUGUCAUCCGUGGAGUGGAGGGAAUGAACUUCGCUGACAUUGAGAAGACCAUCAACGAGCUGGGGGAGAAGGCUCGUAAGAAUGAGCUGGCCGUGGAGGACAUGGAUGGAGGAACCUUCACCAUCAGCAACGGUGGCGUGUUUGGAUCCAUGUUUGGCACGCCCAUCAUCAACCCUCCGCAGUCUGCCAUCCUGGGAAUGCAUGGUAUCUUCGAGAGGCCAGUGGCCAUCGAGGGCAAGGUGGAGAUCCGCCCCAUGAUGUACGUGGCUCUGACGUACGACCAUCGCCUCAUCGACGGCAGAGAGGCGGUCACCUUCCUGCGUAAGAUCAAGACUGUGGUAGAAGAUCCCAGAGUGCUGCUACUGGACAUGUGAGCCAGCCUCCCCAGUCAAUGGCUAAACAAACCAACCUACCGCCCUUCACACGCAGCAGCUAUACCUGCCUGAUUAACCUAAACUGCAGACGUUUUGUGUUGGUUAACUAGGAAAAGGGAUACUUGAAUAGACCAAAAGGUGCAUUGGACUUAUUGCAUGGGCUGAAAUUGUAAAAAAAUGUAUGCUAAAUGUUGUGUGUCUGGGGCAGGGAGUGGGUGUUGUACAUCUCAAAGCACCAUUUGCUAUUUUCUACCUACAAUAAUUAUAAUAUAAAUGGCAAAAAGUUGCAUUAAGUAUUUUUCAUGUACUUUUUCUGAGAACAAUUGUAGCCUAUCAGAAGAUGGACUGUGAAAACACUAUAUCCUAAGAUGUUCAUGGUACAGGUUAUUGAUGCUUUGUUACACUGAUGAAGUGUCAGGACCCAGUCAUCUCAUUCACGCACACUUAAAUUCUGUUUAUGCUGUGUAAAAAAACAAAACUAUUUAAAGACAAGAUUUCAAGGUU